Messenger RNA from Leptopilina boulardi, 2861 nucleotides. RefSeq lists its product as uncharacterized. The record is from RefSeq and is a predicted model, not a curated record. The transcript is spliced from 5 exons. The coding region runs from base 515 to 2509 and encodes 664 amino acids. Lineage: Eukaryota; Metazoa; Arthropoda; Insecta; Hymenoptera; Figitidae.
AUACGUUGUAUCGCAUAAUGGCUGCUAUAGUAUACAGAAUAUAAUUUAAAAGAAGUCAAUAAUAAAAAUCGUGCCUUUUGUUGAGAAAAGUGUAUUUAAAUCUUAAUUAUUGGUCCAGUGCAUAUAAAAAAGCAAAAUUAUUCAUUGUUUUUAUUUCUUCUGUUACGAUUUUUUUUUUUUAAACGAGAGAAAAAAUAACUCAAGCCUCCAACGAAUCUUCCAUAACAAAACCUGUCUACGUGUGUAUAUUAAAAUCUUAUCAGCUCUUUUUUAAUAAUUGAAAAUGUUAAUUAUUUGAUAGUUCAUGUUGAAAAAAAUUACAAGUGUUUUAAGUUUUAAUAAAAAUGGUGGAAAGUUAAUAGACGUGUGAUAAAUAUGCGUUUAUUAAUACUGCUUAUUUGUUGAAUAAUUUUAUCUUAUUAUAUGCGUGUCCAACACGUUAUAUAUAUAUACAUAUAUAUAGAUAUAUACUGCUCAUUAGAAAGUCUAUUUCUGAAGAAAUAAUCAUUUGAACAUGACUAUUACUCUAACUAAGCAUAGUUCUUCAAUUUUGGAAGAAGAUUUAGCAAUAAGUUCAUCGACAUUAGGUACAUCCGACAAGAGUUUAAGUGAUGAACCACAACAAACUUGCAACAAUACUGUAUUGGGAGAGAGAUUAGUUUAUGUGAAUGAAGAUGCGAUGGAUUGUUGUUAUGAUGAAUCGAAUACAAGUACAUCGGCGAAAUUGGAUGUAAUACAAGAAGUAUCAAGUCCAGAAAUGUUUAAUAGCGAUAGUGACGAUGAUGAUUUAGAUAAUUCAAAGACAUCAGCGAGUUUUAAAGGUGGAAGAAAUAAAUUAUUUUCCCUACCAACGACAAAUUCACCAAAACCAAAAACUCAACAAGAACUUGUUGUACAAUCUGAUAAUAAUCUUUUGAGUAGAAUAAAUCGUUAUCUCAGCGGUGUACCACCACCGCCAAAACAUACAAUUUGUCAAAGUGAUUGUAGUGAAUUUCUUGUAAAUAUUAAAAAAAAUGCUCAUCUCUUUUUGUGUAAUCCAUUAUUGGAAACGAAAGAAACAAAUUCACAAUUAAAAACAACAACACCGAAUGACGUAAAUAAAGAGGAAAAUUUAAUUAACACCAGUACAACAAGUAGUUUUCAAACUCGCGUAAAAAAUAGUUCGAGAAAUUUAAGUGGAGCUUUUGAUGCCUGUGAUUUAUCGAGAGAUUCAGAAACAAAAAGCGUUUCACACACUAUUAGUACAAAUUCUCCUGUUGAAAUUGAUUCAUCGUGCACUGAAUCAGUUGAUACAUCUUCCAUUUUCACUGAUAAAACAUCAAGUAUCUCGAUAGCAACGAGCACAUCGCAUAUUGUUCCCAAUGAAAAUUCUUUUACAACAUUAAAAACAUCCGAUCAAUCAUUGUUUAAUACUGUUAAUGUUAAUGUUGCUGCUUCAAUGACAUGGCCGGAAGCUUAUCAGCACAAGUGUUUUGGAAUACAUUACAAUAGAAAUAAACCGAUAGAAGAAUUUGAGAAAUUAUCAAUGAAAAUGUGUGAAAGAUACGUGGGCGCUGAAACUCAAUCAACCUGCAAUGUAUUUUUUACAAAACAAUGUCCAGGAAGUGCGAGAAAACGAAGUCUUCUAUCGAAACGUAACAAUGGUCAAAGUCCCGGUAAACGAUUGAGUUAUUUAACAAAAAGACGACGAACAUUUUCAAGCGCGAAUCUUCAAGGUCUUGGCGAAAAGAAACAAUUGGUGCUUAAUAUCAGGAAACCACUUCUUAAAAAAGGAAAAAGUCCCCGUGGCAAAGGAAAGAGUCCUAGAGGUAAAAGUCCAAGGGGUAAAAGUCCAAGAAGUUCGGCAAAAAAAAGGGCAGUACGACGAUUAUCAAUGGAUGGACCAACGCCGAGAAAAUCAAAAUUAGAAACAUCAAAACGUGCACUUUUUCAAAGUCCACCGACAAAUAAUGAUAAAGCUGGUCCAAGUAUAAGUGGUUUAAAUCCUCAGCGUAUUAAAAAAGCUCUCUUUCCAACGCCAACGAAAAAAGACAACGAAGACGGUGAGACAAUGAAAAAUGUUAACAAUUUAUGUGAUUCAAGAAAACGUAAAAAUGAUGAUGAAUUGGAGAAUCCACGUUUUAAAUGGGCAAAAAGUUUAUCGUUUGAUUGUACACGUGAUUUAGAUUCAAGAUCAUCAACAAAUACAUGGAAUCAACAGCGACAUUCAACUGGCAAUAUUGUAUCGAAAAAUGAAAAUUUACAAAAUUAUGUGAAAUCCGAACUCAGCACUAUACAUCGAAAGAAAUUAUUGUGGGCAGUCUCAGAAGCAUUGCGAAGUAAAGGAAUCACAAUGAGUCAUCCACAAUUCAAACAACAUGCCGCGACACUAGCACGAACUGUUAAAAAAUUAAUGCCUGAUUUGGAGAAUAAAAAUAUUCCACGAAAGCCAGGAAGUACAAGUGAUCGAAUGUUAAAAUUAGCAAAGCAACAAGUGCUUAAAAUUGAUACAAAAGCAACUGCUCAUUAAUUAAGUUUUGUUUUUUUGUUUGUUUGUUUUUUUUUUCAUUUAAAAAAAUAAAAUCUAGCAAUAAGUACUUUUUCAAAAAAAAAAAAAAAAACUAUUGUGAAUAGUGUUCCGCUAUAUAUAAUAAUGCUUUUCUUAAGUUAUUUAUAUAUAAAUAUAUAAAAAAAAAAUAAUAUAAAAAAUUUUGUCGCUGCGAUUUCCGCGACAAAAAAAAAUUUUUUUUUUUAUGGUGCUGCUUUCAUGUUCUCCAAUUGUAUAAGCAAAUGAAAGGGACAAUACUUUUUAAUAAGCCACAUUUUAUUAGCGAUAAAAUAGUUUAUUUUACAACUUAAACGUAUAAAUUAAUAAAAAGUUG